Molecule: messenger RNA, 1448 nt
Organism: Aspergillus aculeatus ATCC 16872
Lineage: Eukaryota; Fungi; Ascomycota; Eurotiomycetes; Eurotiales; Aspergillaceae
Exons: 6
Coding region: 24-1178 (384 amino acids)
Source: RefSeq, a predicted model, not a curated record
CUCAUAAAACCCUCGUUGUAAUAAUGGCCAGUGAUGGCGGUGGCUCUGCGCAUGAUCUGGUGGUCACCACCUGGGUAAUGUACAGCAUCGCAAUGCUGUUGUUUGUCGUGCGAUUAUAUGGGCGAUGGCUCAGAAUGCGCUGGGUGUUUCAGGUCGAGGAUUACCUGAUGAUUGCGGCGGUGGCUUUCUAUACAGCAUUUGCCGUCACCAACAUCAAGAUUGCGGAGGGAGGAGGAAGCAAUCUAUACAAGCCUGGAGAAUAUGAAACAUUCACCGCCGCCGAGAUCGCGGCGAGGGUCAAAGGAUCCAAGAUCGAGUUUGCUUCGGAAAAUUGCCAGCUCUGCACGAUUUACUUACUGAAGGCUUGUAUGCUGAUGGUCUACUUCCGACUGACAAAAAAUCUAUGGCAAAAUCGUGUGGUGACGAUUUGUGCUAUAUAUACGCUGUGCGGAUGGAUCAGUUCAGAGCUGGUACUAUUCCUCGAGUGCAGGCCCUACUUGUCCGGCUACUGGACCCUUCCUCCCCCGAACGAAAUCUGCUCGACUUAUCGUAUCUACGAGGCUGUGCAAGCGGCUAUGAACAUUAGUUCUGAUGUUGCAAUUCUCUGUGUCAUGCUCCCGAUGUUUGCCCGCGCGCAGAUGGCGUGGAAGACCAAGCUGCCGGUCAUCGUUGUCUUCUCAAUGGGCAUCGUUGUGCUUGCUUGUGCUAUCACUUCGAAAUAUUUCACCUUUCGGGAUAUUUACGACACCAGCUAUCAGUUCUGGUACCUGCGAGAGGCCUCCAUCGGCAUGUACGUCACGAACCUGCCUUUUGUGUGGUCUCUGGCGCGAUCCACAAUCUCCUUCCUCAAAUCGAGCAAUUAUGUCGACCAAGGCAAUUACAACGACCCGAGAUAUGGGACAAAUGCUCACACCAACGAAACCCGCUCCAGGCCGGGCAACGGCACGCGUUCCACUCGACAUUUUCCGAGCAUUUACGAGUCCCGUGCGGUCCGCACGGAGAUACUAUCACCGUCGGAGAGCGAGGAGAACAUUAUUGAGAUGGGUGGGAUGGGCAGAAGCGUGAUCAAAUCGGCGGGGUCAUCGCAGGAGAGUGGAGAUCGUGGAUGGUCCCAGUCGGACGGCCAUGAUGACCAGUUCAUUCGGAAAACUACGGAGAUAGUCAUUCAGAAAGGUUGAUCAGCUGGCUAUGCUGGAGAGCAUGCUUAGGAUGUACCGAGCGAGGCAAGCGAAUGCGUGGGGGAAACAGCUCGGCAAUGAUCGGGGCAACCGUGGCAUGGGUAUCCAGCACAAUGUCGAGACUCUCGCACAGCUAACGGGGUCUCAUUCAGCUGCCCAUCUCCGCUACAAUUCCCACCUUGACCGGUAGAACAGACUAUCGCUUCGGCCAAAUCCACACAGUGUUAAUCUAUUUCUCCGAUCAUCCAUGCUGCCUCGUCCCACGCCCAG